This is a messenger RNA of Stegostoma tigrinum, 3347 nucleotides long. RefSeq names its product ceroid-lipofuscinosis neuronal protein 6 homolog. The transcript is spliced from 7 exons. NCBI's taxonomy places the organism in Eukaryota, Metazoa, Chordata, Chondrichthyes, Orectolobiformes, Stegostomatidae. The coding region runs from base 190 to 1092 and encodes 300 amino acids. The record is from RefSeq and is a predicted model, not a curated record.
CUACCUGCUCUAGCUGCGCUGUUUCGCGGUCACAUGUAUUGACUGGGUUCGGGCUCUUAAUCUGCUCCUAAUGGGGAGGGGCAAGAGACUGGGACCAAACUCAACCUCUCGCUAGAAGGGAACCCUUUCCCCCCCAGAGGAAAUAGAAGACACAAACGGAAAAGAGCAGACAGGGACAAACCCCAAAACAUGCGGAAGCGACAGCAGUCUCCUGUGCAAACUCCCUUCUUCGUCCCCAGGAAUGUAGGAAAGGAGCCUGAGGUCCUGGACAAAAAACCUCAGUUCCACCUGGAUCUUUGGUUUUAUUUCACUGUGCAGAACUGGAUCCUGGAUUUUGGCCGUCCAAUUGCAAUGAUUGUUCUUCCAGUCGAGUGGUUUCCAUUGAAUAAACCAAGUGUCGGUGAUUAUUUUCACAUGGCCUACAACAUCAUCACACCUUUCCUCCUCCUGAAGCUUAUCGAGCGUUCUCCCAAGACACUCCCUAUCUCAGCGGUGUACAUCUGUAUAAUAACAUUUGUCAUGGGAGCAAGCAUUCACCUUGUUGGCGAUUCAGUGAAUCAUCGUCUGAUUUUAAGUGGUUACCAACUCCACUUGUCUGUGCGUGAAAACCCAAUUAUGAAGGACUUGAAACCAGAAACGUUGAUUGACUCGUUUGAACUGCUGUAUUACUAUGACGAAUCCUUGGGCCACUUAAUGUGGUAUGUUCCGUUCUUCGUCAUUUUCAGUCUGUAUUUCACUGGGUGCUUCACUCGCUGUAACAGAGAUAGCAGAAUGCCCCUGUCAGCAUGGCUGCUGCUUGGGCCAAGUAGCCUGUACUACUGGUAUCUGGUGACUGAGGGUCAGAUCUUCGUCCUCUAUAUCUUUACCACUUUUGCAAUGAUUGCAACAGUCAUGCACAACAAGCGUAAAGGACUGGUGAUGGACAGUAAUGGCCUCUUUUUAUUUUACUCUUUCUGCAUUGCUCUGGUCCUCAUCUCUGCCUGGGUCGCCUUCCUGUGGAACGACAAAAUUCUCCGCAAAAAGUACCCUGGCGUCAUGUACGUUCCAGAGCCUUGGGCGUAUUAUACCCUGCACAUCAAGAAAACACUGUAGCUUAUGUUCUGGGUCUUGUUUCUGAAGCCAUUUUAGUCAACUCUCCAACUUCCCCCAAGUAACUGAUAGUUGAGCGUCCCUUUAGGGUGCCGCUGUACUCUCCACACUUCAGUUCGCAGUGGUUUCAGAUAGGCGUCGAUGCAAAUAGUGGCAGUAUAGUUUGUGCCAAGUGAUGCAAGGCACCCCAUUCCCCCCAUCAGGAAGCAGAUUUUGCUGCUUUCAAGUUUGCACUGACUGCAGUAUAACUCCAGUUUAGCCCAAGUGAUCUGGGCAAUCCACAGGAUCAUCUUCUCACCCCACCCUUUAAGAGCUCACGAGAACAUCUGAUGGAGUCUUUCAAAAGCCAGGAGAGAGUAGCCACAACCCCUGCUGCAUUUCUGCUAACAGUAGGUCAGAUGGGAGUACUCCAAAAAAGACAGCACAAGCCAGAUGGGCCCAAUGGUCAUUAUUGAUGCUGCGAUCCUGUGACUGACGGUCUCUCAUGAAAUUAAAGCAUCCGUGCCAGAAGUUGCUACUGAUGAAGUUUGGUGAUGCAGUCCUAAACCAGUUCAACCAACACUGUCUUCCUGCUGGUGUAACCAAUGCAGUAGCCUAGUUUCUUGACUUUGGGUUAAAGCAGCAGUUGGAAUGGAGAGCAGAGAUAUGUGGCCAGAUUGUGACUGCAUCUAGUAGUCUGAAAGGGGAGGCAGUGAUUUUGAUGAAAAAUAAAUUUGGGGGAGUUGGCAGUUUAGUGGUAAUGUUACUGGACAAUCUAUUAUGCCAAGCCAAUGAUUUGGAAGCAUGCAUUCAAAUGGUGGAAUUUGAAUUCAGUAAUUUGGAACAAAGCUGGUGUAAUGACAAUCGUCUAACCCAGUCAAUUUGUCAUCUGGUUUUGGAAGGAAAAUCUGCCUUCAUUAGCUGGUCUGGCCUCCAUGUGACUCCAGAUUCAGAACAAUGUGAUGCUUAACUGCCCUUUGUGUGCUUGGGGGUGAACAGUAAGUGCUGCCCUAGCCCACAACACCUUCAUCCCAUGAAUGAAUGAAGGAAAACAAUAUCAGGAGAGCUGACUCUUCCACGAUGACACUCAAAGAAGAUUUACCUAAUGUGUUCACUCUCACUAUAUUGUUGAGCUUGUUUGGAAACUAACUUUAUGUUGUCACAUCUUUCGCUUUGUGGGAUUUGGUUUUGAAUUUUGUGCUGCUUUUUUUGUUUCUAAAAAUGUGAACUGCUUGAGAAUGUAGAACUUGCAAUUUAAUACCAAGUUUGCUCCAUGGCAUUCAGCUAAACCAGUAGAACCCAAAAAUCUGUGCAUCUGCAAUUCUAAUUGAAUUCUUGGGAACGUAUGCUGAAAGUCCUUAUUUCCACAAUGGGCUGAGACCCCUUGGGGCCUGUUACACCCAGCUAAUCCGUGUCCUAUAAACAAUAAAUGGCUGUGACAGAAGUGGAGUUACUGUCCUGCGUCAAAAUGCAAAAUGUGUCUGCCUUUUAUGAUGAUGUAUUCUUUUAAAAUGUAUCAAAAUGGAAGGCGUUUUAUUUACUGAGCUUUAACCUGGAACAUGCACUCCUGGAAGUAGGCCAAAUUGUUUGAACUAAUAUUUAAGCGGAUGAGGAGGAUUUUCUGCUUGGUAAAUUUCAACAUCUAUUUUGCUGAUGGUAUUAAUUGUGUGAGAGUCACAGAAUGUCUGAUCACUCAUGAAUAUGCCAUGCAAUAAUCCUCAUUUUAUUUUCUUGGGCAAUUGAGUUCAGCUUUGGAGACUUUAAAAAUUGUAUAAAAACUGAGGAGUUCCCUUUAUAAUUCUUUGUUUCACUUGAGUUGUGAUUAUAUUGGAUAGAUUCAGUACCAGCUGUAUCCAGAUCUCUUAGCAGGAAGUCUAUAAAUGACUGUUACAUGAAAGCCUUCACAUGAUCAAACUGACGGCAAUUCCUUCUGAAGAGGAUAUUUAAGUCCCUUUGGGCUGAUUCAGUGUUUGGUUUCUGUUUAUUUGUAUCUUGAAUUAUUUAUUGUGCAUUUUACUAAUCAAUAAAUGUAACCAUUAGUUUUUAGCCUGACUGUAUCAAUUAUGACAUUUGCCAAUUUUCAGAGUAGAUGAUAAACUGAAUGGGGAUCAGAUCUAUCUUUAACGUAAGAAGUGGAAACAGCAGCAGGUGAUUUCAGACCUUCCAAACUGCCCUGCCUUUCAACCAGUGGCUGAUCUCUCAACUUGUCUUUCAUGGCAGCUCCUCUCAGCCCACCAUUUCCCCAAUACACUAAAAUUGUAUAGAAACCGCCCCCCCCC